Messenger RNA from Puntigrus tetrazona (Sumatra barb), 1173 nucleotides. RefSeq names its product KiSS-1 metastasis suppressor (gene kiss1). Gene Ontology annotation, molecular function: kisspeptin receptor binding. The coding region runs from base 457 to 807 and encodes 116 amino acids. Gene Ontology annotation, cellular component: neuron projection. NCBI's taxonomy places the organism in Eukaryota, Metazoa, Chordata, Actinopteri, Cypriniformes, Cyprinidae. Gene Ontology annotation, biological process: positive regulation of cytosolic calcium ion concentration; G protein-coupled receptor signaling pathway. The transcript is spliced from 3 exons. The record is from RefSeq and is a predicted model, not a curated record.
GGGCAGUACCUUUUCAAAGGUACACUAUUGUACCUAUUAGGUGUUGAGGUGCCCUCAGCCCAUAAAUACAUACUGAAUACACAUACGCAACGAAUACAUAUUAUAGAGCAGCGCUUUUCCAAUUAUUUCGUUUCUGUUUCAUCUGUCUGCUCCCCCCAACUUCAAUGAACCACCCUCAAAUAGAAAAUAAUAUUGAGUUCAGAUAUAGAAAGGCUUUGUGGUUCCGGAAUGUUCCUGUGAAAGGGAUGGGUGGUGGACCCACCCCGGGGCAAAAAGACAAGAUCAGAGGGAAAGAGGGGAGGGUUGCGGAGGUCUGCGACCCACCGAGGAGGCUAUGACGCAAAUAAUAUUGUUGAAUGAGAAAGAUAAAUUGUGUCUGAAGGUUGCAUAAACCAAACACAACCUCCAUACCUGCAAGUGGAAAGAAACAUAUUUUUGGUUCAUAACGCAUUAAAAAUGAUGCUGCUUACCAUCAUUUUGCUGUUGUCAGUGACGAAUGGUGAUACAUAUCCUUCAGGGAAUUUUCAGUACUAUUUAGAAGAUGAAACUCCUGAAGAAACAUCACUCCGAAGUCUCAGAGGAAGCGACACUCGUCCCACAGCUGGAUCUCCUUCUCCAAAGCUCUCAGUGCUUUUCUCCAUGGGUGCAGGUCCUCAGAGAAACACCUGGUGGUGGUCUCCAGAAAGGCCUUACACAAAAAGGAGGCAGAAUGUCGCGUACUACAAUCUCAAUUCCUUCGGUCUCCGCUAUGGAAAGAGAGAACAGAGCGUGCUUGCGGGGUUCAAACAGAAGAUACCUGUAAAGUGAGGUCCACUGGGCCUAUUUAAAUUAUGCAUAUUGUUCUUUGAGGUUUUGUACAGAUAUUCUCAUGUAGUCUUUGUGAUAAUUUAAUCAUUUUAAUGUACUCAAGUUGGUGUACUGUGGAACUGAUCUGCAGGCAUGCCAUUAGUGGAAAACUUUAGAAGACACUAGUUUGCUAGUAAUUAAUAAAAACAUUUUUUUGUCAAACAACCUGAAUAAAAAGACUUUUAGAUAACGUUUAACAGAAGGUAACAGAAGGUGAAAAUGUUAUUUAAUAUGACUGAAUCAGAAACUUUUUUUCAUGGUUGUGUACUUCCUGUUAACACUUGCUGAUGACAAGCCUAACAUUCUUUAAAUAAAUCUUGUUCUCAG